AUGAGCUUGUCUGGCACCCCAUUGAGGAUAAAACCUCAUAUAAAAGAAAUCCUGAAAUGCUAUACAGAUGUUGAUACUUCAAAGCAGAGUACAACAGAAACGAGAUUUACUUCUACAGAUCAGCUUUACCUCACAGAUUUGGAAUAUGUUAAAUGUGCUGAAGAACACUUUGAUAAAGUUUAUGAUUAUAUAAAUUAAGCGAGAGAGUAGAUGAGAGAAUACAGAAGAGAAAUAAGUGAUUUAAAAGAUGAAAUAUUAUUAAUGAAGCAUGAUAUUUAGAUGCAAAGCAAUUAAAACAGCAUAAAUUUUAAGCCAGCCUGUGAAAGACUCUGGAAAGUAUUGCAUAUAUACUCCCCCUAAAAUGAAGUCGAUACAAUCUACCUCAAAAACUAAGUGAGAAUAUUGAUAAGAGAAAAAGAACAAUUACAAAAAGAAAUACAAGCAAGCAAUUAAAAACUUGAAAAAAUGGAAAAAUCAAUAGGUAUUUACCGUCUUUGCUCAGAUCGUUCUACCUAACAAUGA
Tetrahymena thermophila SB210 is the source of this 522-nucleotide messenger RNA. RefSeq lists its product as hypothetical. NCBI's taxonomy places the organism in Eukaryota, Ciliophora, Oligohymenophorea, Hymenostomatida, Tetrahymenidae. The transcript has 3 exons. The record is from RefSeq and is a predicted model, not a curated record.